Messenger RNA from Bombina bombina (fire-bellied toad), 1671 nucleotides. Its product is annotated as gastrula zinc finger protein XlCGF17.1. The record is from RefSeq and is a predicted model, not a curated record. The transcript is spliced from 3 exons. Gene Ontology annotation, biological process: regulation of transcription by RNA polymerase II. Gene Ontology annotation, molecular function: RNA polymerase II cis-regulatory region sequence-specific DNA binding; DNA-binding transcription factor activity, RNA polymerase II-specific. NCBI's taxonomy places the organism in Eukaryota, Metazoa, Chordata, Amphibia, Anura, Bombinatoridae. Bases 404 to 1426 code for a protein of 340 amino acids.
CUCCAGUCUGCAGCUAGACCCUUCUCGAUUAAUUAGAGGAGAAAGCAGUGUGUGUAGCUGAGCCUUCAGUAGCCCUGGUGUACUGCAGUAUUAGGCUGUAAUUAUCUUACAGAGGGAAGAGAAGAAAUGCUUAAAAUUGGAAGAGGAGAAGCUGUGCAACAAUGUGAAGAUAGAGGAGGAGCAGAUUGUCAAGCCACUGGAUGGAUCCAUUUCCAGGAACCCUCCUGAAGCAUGCUGCUUCUCCCUUAAGUACAGGAAUACAGAGAGAAAAAAUAUUGGUGAUUCACAGUGUUCUCAAGAAACUAGUUAUUAUAUUAAUAACACAUCUGGUAACAAUGUGACAAAAUCUGUAAUAAAAACUGAAAUAAACUCAAGUGAAGAAGAAAGUUCAAUAGAACCAAAUAUGUUUAAUCAUAUGGAAGACAAAGGGACAGAUUGUACCGAUAUGCAUGUUGCACAGGAUAUCCAACAAAGUACCAAAGGACAGAAUGUUCACCUUUCAAUAACGACAUAUAAAUGCAAUAAAAAUUAUAUGACAAGUAAGAAGCAAUCUAAAUAUAAUCGUAAGACAGCAAGACGACUUUUUAAUUGCUCUGAAUGCCAGAAAUGUUUCAAUAGUAAUAUAAGUCUGGCCAGGCAUGAGGCAAUUCACAGGGGUGAAAAACAAUUUGCAUGUACAGAGUGUGGAAAAAGUUUUACUCAGAAUUCAUAUCUAGUGGCACAUCAGAGAUUUCAUACAGGUGAAAAACCCUUCGCGUGUUCUGAAUGCAACAAAUCUUUUAGUCGAAGCUCUGAUUUGGUUGCUCAUCAGAGAAUACAUACUGCAGAAAAACCUUUUGUGUGUUCAGACUGUGGGAAAUCAUUCAAUCGAACCUCUUCCCUAUUAAUACACCAGAGAAUUCACACCGGUGAGAAACCUUUUGUGUGUUCUGAAUGUGGGAAAUGUUUUAGUCAGAACGCCACCCUUGUAAGGCAUCAAAUUUCUCAUACAGGAGAAAAGACGUUUAUAUGUUCUCAAUGUGGAAAAAGUUUCAUCCACAGUUCACAUCUCCUUAGGCAUCAGAGACUUCACACAGAGAAACCCUUUUCGUGUUCUGAAUGUGGGAAGUUUUUCAAAGAAAAUACGAAGCUUAUUACACACCAAAGAAUUCACAGGGGAGAGAAAGCACAUGUAUGUUCUGAGUGUGGAAAAUCUUUUUACCGUAUCUCCACUCUCCAUAGGCAUAAGAGGAUUCAUACUGGAGAUAAACCAUUUAAGUGUCCUGAAUGCUCAAAAAGUUUUAGCCAGAACUCUCAACUAGUUAGUCACAGAAGAAUUCACACAGGAGAGAAACCUUUUCAAUGUGUUGAUUGUGGGGACAGUUUUAGGCAAAACUCACAACUAAUGAGUCAUAAGAAAAUUCACAUGACAAAGCUCGAACUUUAGAUGCAAAUUCUUAAAAUACUAAAUAUAAUAGCUGUGCUAGUUACAUAGUAAUGUAACUCCAACGUCACAAUUAGACCUCUGAUUAGAUUAACAGUCUACUAUACUGCCAAUUCUAAGUGUUAUAUUCCUGCACAUCCUAUACAUUUGUAAAUAACUUUUAACAUUAGAAAAUUCAUGCAAAUUAGGUUGUACAGUUGAAAUGAAACAGGCAUUGUAUCAUGGUAAUAAAAUAGUUUUAAUUAGCA